Messenger RNA from Pseudozyma hubeiensis SY62, 4386 nucleotides. RefSeq lists its product as hypothetical. The transcript has a single exon. The record is from RefSeq and is a predicted model, not a curated record. Gene Ontology annotation, molecular function: DNA binding; DNA-binding transcription factor activity, RNA polymerase II-specific; zinc ion binding. Bases 1 to 4386 code for a protein of 1461 amino acids. NCBI's taxonomy places the organism in Eukaryota, Fungi, Basidiomycota, Ustilaginomycetes, Ustilaginales, Ustilaginaceae. Gene Ontology annotation, biological process: regulation of DNA-templated transcription; DNA-templated transcription.
AUGAGUGCCUACGACUUCAACCUGGCCAGCAAUGGCGCCAUGCUGCCGACACCGCACCAACAGCAGCAGCAACAAUCACAGCAACAGCCUGAAGGUGUUCGACCACCGCCCAAGCGUCGCAACCGUAAGGCCGUCUCGUGUGUCUCUUGUCGAGAGAAGAAGAUCAAGUGCGAUCGUGUCGUCCCCUGCAACCAGUGCAUCAAACGUGGCGAACAAGACCAAUGUCGUAUUGAGCAAAAGCCCAAAAUUGUUCACGAUCACGCCCACUCGCACAACGCAUCCUCGCUUCAGCCUCAGUCCAACUAUGUCGACCCUCUGUCGCCCGGAUCUGCCGCAUAUACCCAAUUUAGCGCCGCCAUCUCUACUGCGAAAGAUCAGGUCAAUGCCGCCCAGUCGAGCGGCAGCCCACCGCCCGCAGAGGUCGAGGCCAUAAAAGCACGCCUCGCGCAGGUUGAAGCUUUGCUCGCGGGUCAGAUGCCUCUGUCCAGUGCCAAUGCCCUAGCGCCCUCCUCGCCGGCCGGUUCCUCCAACUGGAAUGCGUACAGGUCCUCCGGCAGCUCCGCCCCAGCCGAGCUCGAUCUCUCGCGCAUCAACUCUCACAGUCCCUCAAGCUCUUUCCCUGGCUCGCAUCACCACUCGUCCACAUCGCCGCAUGACCCAUCAGAGGAAACAGAUGACAGCGACCAAGACGAUGACACCGCUCCGUCCAGCCCUCGUGCCGACAGCCGCAGGGUCUCGCCUUCCAACCGGCUCAGGACAGAUCAGAUGCCCAUCUCGAGAAGGGAGAUGGAUAGCGACACGGAAGAUGCAGCCACCGUCCUCGAACGCCUCGCUAUGGACGGUUCUUCCGAGAGGUGGAAUUCCGCCACCAGCGGUUGUCCAAGUCAGAAUGCUGGCUCUGAGACCGCCACCGGUCAGAAGUUUGAGCGAUGCAAGGAGGUAGAGAUGCAAGGCCUUGCAACUGGAGACAAGUUCGAGAGAUGUCUGCAGAAGGACAAGGAGGUCGGUAUCAUGUCUUUGCAGGACCAUGCACCGAUCAACGCCACGUCGUGCCCGUCUCAGACCCAAUCCCCAGACAGUGUCGUCUCGCUUCCAGCUCCAGGUGGGCAUGGUGCUGCCGGCAUGCUACUUCCGCCGCUCUCGAGAGCUCAAGACCUCGACGCAAACGGUGACGGUCAUCCCUCUUGCGCUUGCCGCGAACCCAACGUUGAGGACGACCCAUCAACACACAAGCACGACCACACGCAAGCCUACGAAUGCCUCAAGAAGAACGAACCCUUAUCUAAGGAACCAUCUCCGAUCACAGUCCCGUGUAAGCUUGCGUGCGAGAACAAGGGUCUCUUUCGUCUCAAGAGUGGUCCCGAGACGCUCUUUGGUUGGGGCAUGGGUUGGGCCUGGUCUGCCGGCGAGAUUCUCGUUCAGCAAGAUCAGCAGAAAGCCAAACAGGAGGGCAAGACCUUUGUCUCCGGUCCUCGCACCGAACGCGAGGCUGUGCUGCGUGCAAUCUGCGAAAGUCUCCCUUCCAAGCAGAUGGCGUAUCAGCUCAUCGAAGUCUACGAGUCGCGCGUCCGCUACCUCUGCGGUCACGUCGUUCACGUGCCGUGCCUCAAGCGAGAGAUGGAAGCUUUCUACGCCCUCGACUCGACCGAAAAGCGCGCUCGGGUCGUCAACCACGUCGAUCCCGGCUGGCUCGGCAUGUUCCUCAUGGUUCUCGCUCUGGGUGUCCGUUUCUAUCCCUGCACUCCCAAAGCCGGGUGGCAACCGGCCAGCCACCUCUUCGAUGGCAAGACCAUCCACGCAUGGCACUCGGCGGCCAAGUCCUGCCUCGUCCUCGCAAAUUACCUCAACUCGACCAGCAUGAGCGUCAUUCAGGCCAUCUUGCUCCUCUGCCUCUUCAGUUCUGUCUCUGCGUCCAACUGUGGCGGUGAAGCCGACUCCGGCUCCACCAACAUCGCUCUUCUUCGUGUCGCUAUCACCAACGCUCAGGAGAUGGGUUUGCACCGUCUCGGUGACCUUGACAAGCAGCCUCAGCCGAAUGAAGCUUCCUCCAAGAUCAUUCGUAGAGAGAUCGCCAAGCGAAUUUGGUGGGCGCUCGUCUUCCGCGAUUGGAGCGGCGCCGGUACCGGCUGCUCGAAGGAUUACGUUGUCCGGGCUGAGCACUUCAACACGCCACUUCCAGGCAACUACAACGACGACGAUCUCAUGUCUACGCCGCUGCCUCCGCCUCGACCCCGCGAAGAGUUCACCGAGAUGUCGUACGUUCUGUCCAACCUCGAGUUUGGCAUGGUGGUCAGGGAGGACGUCGAUGUUCGAUUCCGUCGCGAACUGCUGACAGCUACCAACGGUGGCGACCGUCGCUUGACCUGCGUCGAGGCGCAAAAGCUCGACGUAAUGUACCGCAGCGUUCUCGAGCAUGCUCCUAGCUUCUUCAGGGUCGGAUCCGAGAUUGGUCGAGUCACAUGUAUCGAAGUGCAGCGCUGGUUGCUGCAGCAGGCCGUUUUCAGCAAGCUGCUCCGCAUCCAUCGACCCAACCUGUCGAGCCGAAAGGAGUCGCGCACCAAUUGUGUGCUUCUGGCCCGCUCCAUUCUCGACAUGCAAAAGAAGAUUCGAUCGACGUGCACGGUCAUCGACCGUCUUUGGGUCAACCUCAUGCAGAGCUUCUCGGCAGCCAUUGUUCUCGCGCUCCACUUGCUUCACACGCGACCCACCUCAGAGCACCGUGUUUCGGUGCGAUCCGAGAUCUUGGAAGCCAUCCGCGCUCUCAAGCAGGUCGACGGCAGCGAUUGCGCUGCAAAGAAAUGCAUCCGUGUCAUCGAGGCGCUACUCGAGGAAGAAGAAGAACGAUGGCAGGCUGGCAACGCAGCACUCGCACGCAAGGACGGCAGUGCGCCACAAGAGGCAGUCAAGCCCAAGCGCAAGCGUCAGAUGGACGUCGACGGUGGCGAUGACGAGGCGAUGGCUGUCAAUGGCGGUGGUCGCAGAAAGAACCUGCUAAGCCUCGCUCAGAGGGUUGCGCAGGCCACCCGCGAGGACAGCUCUUCUCAGCAGCGCCAGAGUCGUGCUGCCGCUGUCCCCACGGACGACCCUUCCAAACGUCAAGCCACCUUGGCCGCGGUCCGAUCCGCAUCAGGCUCUCAGAACAACGCUGCGCUCGAGGUGAACGGCGUUACAGCGCUCAAGGACGAUGCUUCCCUGUUCCUCAUGAACAACACCACGCUGCCGACUUCCGGACCUAGCCCGCUUCCGAGCUCCGGCGGAAAUGCGAACGAGGUAUCGUUCCCUCAAAUGCUGCACACGAUGCCGUUCCCGAGCAACCUGUUCAACUUAGACAGCGCAGAUGCUUCGCAGCGCAUUGUGCCGCCCAACGGUGCGGAUCUGAUGCUCAACAAUCCCAUCACGCCGCCCGGUCAGACGUUCGAUCUGGCUGCUUUCCUGGAGCAGGUCACCAACUCGCCCGGCAGCUCCACCGACUUCAGCAUGUCUUCCGGCAAUGAGGAGCGCUCCGGUUCGACUUCAUCGGAUGUCUCUGGCUCGGCAUUCGGCGGCAGCACCGUCAGCAUCGGCGAUGCUACCGACAACACGAGCGUUUCCAGCUUCGGCGAGCCGCUCCUAACUAAGGAAGCCAUCCGUCGACAGCAACAGCAUCUGCAAGCCAAUACGACGGGCACUGUCCUUGGCAGCAACGCGCCCGCCCGUCAGGCUGAUAACGCGGCUGCGUGGACUACGCAAGCUAGCUCGCCCGCUAGCGCUCGUCCCGACCCGACCACCGACAUGGACUCGUUCUGGAACUGGAUCAUCACGCAAGGUGCCAACGGCAUCACUGCCCCUACGACGGCACCGGCCAAUCCGACGCAAGCUGCGCCUGUGCUGGUGCAGCCUCCGUCCUCUUCUGCCUACAGUAGUAGUGGUCUGCCCGUAUCGAGCGAGACCACCUCGGAAGCAUCCCACAGGCAGGCACCUCAGACUAGGCAGUACGCAGCAGCUCCGUCCACCUUCCCACCCACGCCUCAGUCUGUCCACAGCGGCCUCACACCAUUCCUCGGUCCCAACGGCUUCUUCAACGGCACCAAUGCCGAACCGAGAGGUACGAACGGCUAUCCUACUCCAAGCUCGCUCGCGUCCACCUCGACGCCCCCCUCCAAGUUCGGCGCAAGCGGCAACUUCGAUGCAGCACCCAUCCUCGCCGCAACACCGGAAGCGCAGAAGGGUGCGGGCGCUGCAACCGGUGCCAUGUCUGUAGGAACGCCCAGCGCAGGAUUCGGACUGGAAGCAUUCCUAGGCGCCCCGCUGUACGAUUUCACCGACUUUGCCAACGCCUGGACUGCCUCGAACCCGGGCAGUGGUGCGCCGGUGGGCUCGAGCAUGGGUCCGAUCUCUGAUCCGUAA